This is a messenger RNA of Ogataea haglerorum, 2742 nucleotides long. RefSeq lists its product as uncharacterized. Gene Ontology annotation, molecular function: protein binding. Lineage: Eukaryota; Fungi; Ascomycota; Pichiomycetes; Pichiales; Pichiaceae. The record is from RefSeq and is a predicted model, not a curated record. The transcript has a single exon. The coding region runs from base 1 to 2742 and encodes 913 amino acids.
AUGUCUGUGCCGUAUACUGUGAUUGCCAAAUACCCGUACACCCCGUCGGCCGAGAACGCCUCUGACGACCUCGCGUUCAGUGCCGGCCAGCUCAUAACCGUCACCGAGGAGGUCGACGCCGAUUGGCUCUUUGGCACCAGCAAGACAGGUGGCGAGCUCGUGUCGGGGUACUUCCCCAGGAAUUUCGUGGAGAAGCAGGCCGAGGACGAGCCGGAGGAGGUGGCGACGGCGGAAGGUGCGCCAGAUGCUCCUGGGGAGACGCAAUCCCCGGAGGAGCCUCAGCUGGAGUCGCCCGUCGCGCAGCCUCCAGUGCCGGACCCAGCGUCGCGGUUGGUGUCCGAUCCCGUGUCCCAGUCUGUUUCUCCAACCCAUGCCGAUCCGUUCUCAGCAGAGCCCCAGUCGACCAUCGAGUACGGCACGUCCGACUUCAAGCACAAGCUGCAGAGCUUCAACGUCGGCUCUGCUCCUCCGAUGCACGGCCAGGCCGUUGCCGAUACCAAUUUUGUGAAGAAGACGUUUAUUGCCGCCAGUCCGCACUCCACGUACGUUCCCCCCGUGGAGAGACGGGAGAGCAGGAGCGACGAGCGGCGUGUUUCGUCGGGCUCGUCUGCCGUGCCCCAUGCACCGCCGCCAGCGCAGCAGGCGGCCGACGAGCAUUCAAACGCAGAGAAGGACGUUCCGCGCAUGACACUGAAGGAGCGGCUGCGGCUACUGGAGGACAGACAGAGAGAGGAACAGGCUGCUGCCGAGGCGUUGAUGAAGCGGCGGGAAGAGAAGAAGAAGAAGAAGGAGAUGAGAGAGGAGCCUGCUGAGGAGAACGAGGAGAACGAGGAGACAGAGGAGGAGCAGCACGAAGAGGAGACAGAGCAGGACAGAGAGGCAGAAGAGGACGAGGACGAGGAAGAGGAGGAGGACGAGGAGGAAGCUAAACGGCGCCAGCUUCGCGAGAGAAUGGCCAAGCUCUCUGGCGGAAUGGGAAUGAUUGGAAUGAUGGGGUUCGGUGCCCCUAUGCCUGCCAAAGAGAAGAAAGUCAAGGAGUCCAAGAGGACCGACGACGCGGCUGCCACUCCUGUUCCGGGCCCGGUCCCUGUUGUGCCUACUAAGCCGGACCCGCAAGAGGCUGCCCCAGAAAGCGCGGGCGAAGAGUCACAGGAGUCCAGCGACCACGAGUCUGUCGACCUCACCAAACAGCCAGACGUCGGCGACGAGGAGGACUUGCCAGCCGAGCUCGAGGAACCGAAACCGCUUGCGUCCGCGGCCGUCCCAGCGCGGCAGUCGCCGCCGCCAAUUCCUACCUCGCCAGCCGUGCCCCAGCCGCCCACGGUCACGGCGCUGCCGGCCUCGUUCUACGCUGCAGACCGUGCACCGCCGCCACCACCGCCACCUCCGCCACAAGAUCAGGCGUCGGAGUCUGACGACGAGAACAAGUCCGUCUCGGCGGCGUCUCCAACGCUUUCCGUCUCGUCGCCUGUGGCUCCUGUUCCGCCGGUGCCGGUGCCUGUUCCAACGUCGCCGCCAGCCCCGGCCGUUGCACAGGCGCCUAGAGCUCCAACCUCGACUGCUCCCCCUGUUCCGCCAGUGCCAGCUGUGCCUCCUGUUCCACCACCGAUGUCGGACUCCAGUGAAGAGGUUGUGACCGGGUACGAGGCCGACGAUGACACGGACAUUGCACAGGCCGACAAGCCGGUUAACUCGCCAAUGAGACCGGCGCCCGUCGUUGCUCCUCCUCCGCCUGUCACCAAGGCUCCGACCGCGCCUCUGCCGCCCAAAACCUCCCCUGCUGUUCCUGCCGCGCGUCCGCCACCGCCAAUUCCUACGUCGCCACUCGCACAGACCGCUCCUCGCGCAUUCCCCUCGUCGUCCGUCCAGUCAAAAGAGCGCAGACUGUCUGGCAGCAAGACAGCCACGUCUCAUAUACCGCCACCGCCGCCGCCUGUCGCUGCCCCGGUGCAAACAGACAACACCGGGUCGACCAUGCAUUCCGGCUUCCGCUCGAGUAUGGAGAUCAGCGACUACGGCUCGUCGUCCAAGUGGUGGCUGACUAAGAGUCUUCCGGCAGAACUGUCUGCCAGAGACGUCUAUUACGAAGUGGACAGUCACGAACUAAAAAAGAGAAACGGCAAGACGGUCGUCUACCUGGACUACUACGUCGUCAACCAGGACUAUUCGACAAAAAUAUGGGAGCUGUCGUACGACGCUGCCAAUCCAGACAAGUUGGCGACCUUUGUCGAGACGGUGAGAGAGAAACCGGCAGCAAACUCCACGUACCUGCUUGAAGCGUCACGAAAGUACGGCGCUGUGGCGUUCCAGCUCUCGUCGUCGGUCGUCGGUACUUCCAAGGUCCAGGAAGAUCUGGUCUCGUGGGUGUUUAAACAGCUGCCCCACGACGUGAUGCCUCCCGUCGGAUCCAAAACGUUUGGUGCAACCAUCUACAGAAACACAAACAACGUCGAGAUCAACCAGCUCGACGAGAUCCGUCCCGGAGACGUGCUUGUUAUAUUGAAAGGACGGUUCGAGGGUCACUCCUCGGGACCGUUCCACAAGAGCAAGACCGCCGAGCUGGGCUUCAAUGGCAAGCCAUACGCGGCCUUCGUGGCCGGCUUCGACCCGUCGAAGGGCAAGAUCAAGGUGAUUGAGCAGUCCGCCAGGGGGGUGCAGUCGGCCUCGUACAAGUUGGGAGACUUCAAGUCUGGCAAGAUCAGAAUCUUCAGGAUCGUGGGCAGAAAUUAUUUUGGAUGGUAA